Messenger RNA from Schistosoma rodhaini, 452 nucleotides. NCBI's taxonomy places the organism in Eukaryota, Metazoa, Platyhelminthes, Trematoda, Strigeidida, Schistosomatidae. The record is from the annotation of a GenBank genome assembly.
UCGAUGCAGCCACAACCAAGUCUGAAGUCAGCCUGAUUUUCUCGUGUUUGCAGUUCAUGAGUCUUAGGCGUCCGAUAAUUAUUGAGGCUAGUAUUUUAAAUACUAUGUUAGUCAAACUAAUCCCUCUAUGGUUAUCACAUGAUGAUUUUGGCCACUUAUUAUAUAUUGGGACAAUCAGUGCUUGUGGCCAGUCAGAUGGGAUUAUGUCCAACUCCCAGAUUUUAGCCAAAAUAUUAGUCAGCCUAAUCGCUAAAAUUAGACCACUAUAUUUACAGACCUCUGGAACCAAUCCAUCUGGACCAGCUACUCUUCCUCGUUUCAGGUUAGUUAUAUCCUUUUGAUCUUCAGCUAGAGUUGGGGACAUACUUCGAUGUUUCAUUCAGGCUAUCUGGGAACGGUGGGUAGUUUAGUUGUAUAGUAGCUAAAGACCAGCUGAACUGCUCCUUAAAGUG